Molecule: messenger RNA, 4651 nt
Organism: Leptopilina boulardi
Lineage: Eukaryota; Metazoa; Arthropoda; Insecta; Hymenoptera; Figitidae
Gene: Frl
Product: formin-like protein
Exons: 17
Coding region: 439-3702 (1087 amino acids)
Biological process (GO): cell migration; regulation of cell shape; actin nucleation
Cellular component (GO): actin filament; cytosol
Molecular function (GO): microtubule binding; small GTPase binding; actin filament binding
Source: RefSeq, a predicted model, not a curated record
CUGGCAUGAUCACAGAUUGAGAGACGGCGCAGAAAGUCGAGACAGUGUUUUCAUUUCGGGAAUUAUUCCUACGGCUAGACGUAUUGUUUUGUUCGGUAAAGUAGUGUUUUUUUAUUUGAUUCGAGCGCAAUGGGCAAUUUCCUCACUGUUUCUCUUGAAGAAUCACUCGACAUUUGUUUUGCGUUUAAAUUAAUUGAUCGAACAUAAAGAAAUAUGUAACCGGUGAAGAAAAAAAGUACGAGAGAUGUCAAGUGUCGUCAAUGGUUGUGUUGACGUUUUUCACUGUACGUGAGUUGUGACACAGUGACAGUUUGUGCAUGCAUACAUAUAUGUCUUGUAUGUACAAUUAUCAAAGCAGGAAAGCUAGGGUCGUCAUUCGGGGAGUUUUGUGCUUUACAUUUAUUGUAAGAAAGUUUCAUAUUUUGUAAAGAGAAAACAAUGGGGCUUGUACAAAGCCGAGGAAGCAGCGAGAACGAUGUCAGUACGCGAGAGAUUUUCGCCGGUAGUAUAAAAAGCGCUGGACAGCCUUGUUUAGGAAUGGGGAGUCUGGGUGGACCUCACGCCCGAAGCGGCAGCGUUCGGAGUGCACCAAGACAACCAAUGCCGGAUGCCGUCGAACUCGAGAGGCGCUUCACGAAAGUAUUAGCUUCAAUGGAUUUGCCACCAGACAAAGCAAAGCUUUUAAAACAAUACGAUAACGAAAAAAAGUGGGACAUCAUUUGUGAUCAAGAAAGAGUUCAAGCCAAGGAUCCACCAUCACAUUAUUUGACAAAACUCCGAACGUAUUUAGAUCCGAAAGCAUCUAGAAGCCAUCGAUCGUAUCGUUUCCUUACAUUCUUUCAGAAGAGAAAAAUUGUUGGCGAAUCAACAUCAACGCAAGUUCUUCGAGAUUUAGAAAUAUCAUUGCGCACAAAUCACAUAGAAUGGGUACGGGAAUUUUUAGACGAAGAAAAUCAAGGUCUUGACGCAUUGAUAGAUUACCUUAGCUUUAGGUUACUCAUGAUGCGACAUGAACAACGACUUCUUGAAGAGAGACAUGAAUCUGAAGAAAGAUUGCAAUCAUCCGGAACAGGCGAAUCUUCACCAUUAAAUAAUGGAUGUCUCAGACCACCUCUACAUGACUUGAAAGAUAGUCCAGGGGUAAAACGACGAUCGAGGCACGUAGCUCGAUUGAAUAUGGGAGAGGCAAAGGACGAUAUUCAUGUUUGCAUACUCUGUAUGCGUGCCAUCAUGAAUAAUAAAUACGGAUUCAAUAUGGUGAUACAACAUCGAGAGGCUAUUAACUGCAUAGCUCUAAGUCUUAUGCAUAAAAGUUUAAGAACAAAAGCCUUAGUAUUGGAACUACUGGCAGCGAUCUGUUUAGUAAAAGGAGGACACGAAAUUAUUUUAUUCGCUUUUGAUAAUUUCAAGGAAGUGUGUUCGGAAAGGCGAAGAUUUACGACAUUAAUGGCGUAUUUUACUCAAUAUGACAGUUUCCAUAUUGAAUUUAUGGUUGCAUGUAUGCAAUUUAUAAACAUUGUUGUACAUUCUGUAGAUGAUAUGAAUUUCAGGGUGCACUUGCAAUACGAGUUUACAAAACUCGGACUUGAUGAAUACCUUGAUAAACUAAGGCAUACAGAGAGCGAAGAUUUGCAGGUUCAAAUUUCGGCUUAUCUAGAUAAUGUGUUUGAUGUAGCUGCUCUAAUGGAGGACAGUGAAACGAAGACUGCAGCUUUAGAAAAAGUAGCUGAAUUGGAAGAUGAACUUGGUCACGCACACGAUAGGAUGACCGAAUUAGAAAGGGAGUCUCUAACGAAAUUAGCAGAAUUAGAAACCGAAUUAGGCGCUACAAAGGUUGAAUAUGCUGAUGCAUUGGAAGCACGUAGAUUAGUUGAGGACGAGCUCACUGCUUUGAAACGUCAAAAACAAGACUCUGCUCGUAGACAAAGUGUUUUAGAAAAUAAAAUUAUGGAACUAGAAUCACUAACAGGAACUCUCACUAAAGGAACUUCUGGUGAAAUUACUUGUCUUCGAAAUGGAAGUCCAACUAAUUCUCCAACAACCGAAAAUGAAUUAACAUUGACAAUAACAUCAAAGACUUCUCCAGUGCAAAGUCCAACUCCAGCUCCACCUCCUCCACCACCACCGCCUCCUUGUCCACCUCCACCUCCUGCUACACCUUUCUUGAAAGACAACAGAGGACCGCCACCAGUUCCAAUUCCACCGCCACCUGCAGGAAUGAUGCAAGCACCCGAUGGAGCUAUGACUAUAAAGCGAAAGGUACAAACGAAAUAUAAACUUCCAACAUUAAAUUGGGUUGCACUUAAGCCUAAUCAAGUCCGAGGCACAAUUUUCAACGAAUUAGAUGACGAACGACUUCAUAAUUUUAUUGAUUUCUCCGACUUUGAAGAACGUUUUAAACUUGGAAUGGUCGGACACAUCACCAAUGGAAACAGUGAAUUUGAUGGACUUCAAAGUUUUCCAAGUAAAAGAUUUAAAAAGCCCGAGAAUAUUACUCUUUUGGAACACACAAGAUUACGAAAUAUUGCAAUAUCAAGAAGAAAAUUGGAAAUGCCUGUUGACAAAGUUAUUAUGGCAGUAAACGCUCUUGAUUUAAAAGUACUUUCGUUAGAAAAUGUCGAAUUACUUCAACGAAUGGUUCCAACUGAUCAAGAAAUUAAAGUUUACCGAGAAUAUAUAAUAAAUAAAAAAAAUGUAAAUCUUCUGACGGAGGAAGAUAAAUUCUUGAUGCAAUUAGGCAAAGUUGAAAGGAUAUCAUCGAAAUUAUCGAUAAUGAAUUAUAUCGGUAACUUUUUUGACAAUUUGCAUCUCAUUACGCCACAAAUUCAUGCUGUGAUAUCUGCCUCAAGUUCAGUGAAAAGCUCGAAGAAAUUGAGAGCAGUUUUAGAAAUAAUUCUUGCCUUUGGAAAUUAUUUGAAUAGUAGUAAACGUGGUCCUGCUUAUGGAUUUAAGUUGCAAAGUUUGGAUACUUUAUUGGAUACCAAAUCAACAGAUAAAAGAAUGUGCCUUUUGCACUACAUCGUAGCAACAAUACGAUUAAAAUUCCCUGAACUCAUCAAUUUCGAAUCGGAAUUGAUGUACAUUGACAAAGCUGCAACGGUUUCCCUCGAGAACAUCACAACAGACGUUCAUGAGUUGGAGAAAGGUAUGGAUCUUGUUCGUAAGGAAUUUGAGCUUCGUGGGAAAGAAAAACACAAUACAGUGUUGCGUGAUUUUUUGAAUAAUUCUGAAGAAAAAUUACGAAGAAUGAAAGCUGAUUCUCGAACGGCAGGAGAUGCUUUUAGAGAAUGCAUUGAAUUUUUUGGUGAAAGUCCAAGACAAGCGGAUGCUAACACUUUCUUCUCGCUUCUUGUCAGAUUCGCAAGAGCUUUUAAGACUGCAGAUCAAGAAAAUGAACAACGUCGAAGAUUGGAAUUAGCUGCUGCCGAAGCACUAAACACAUCAGAAGAAGUUAUUAAGAGAAAUAAACUAAACCAAAAGAAGCAACAGGAUGCUGUUAUAAAUGAACUGAAAAGCAAGACCAAAAUGGUACAGGAGAAGAAGCUUUUGCAACAAGAUGAAGUAUAUAAUGGAGCUCUGGAGGACAUUCUUCUGGGUUUAAGAUCUGAACCUUAUCGUCGUGCCGACGCCGUUAGACGAAGUCAACGUCGACGAAUCGAUAAUCAUCGAUUGUCUCGCACUGCCGAAGAGCUAGAAUUAUAAUACGAAAAUUCGUUUCAUUGGAAGCGAAAUUACUUUUUAUAUUUCUUGAUAUAAAAUCUAGUUUCUAAUCUAUAUCUGUCUUAAGAAUCAAUUUUCAAAGAUUUUUGAUAAAAUAGCUUAGCUUUUUUGAUAUAUAUACAUAUUUUUGAACUCAAUGUACAAAGGACAAUUUAUUGGUGCUAACAGUAAUUAGUCCAGAAUUCAUCAACUCUACAAAAAUUAGAGAGAAAAUUACGCAGAUUUAAAUUAUUGUGAAAUUAGUUAAGCACAAAAAUUAAGCAAUAAUAAUUUUCUAAUAUCGUUUUAAAGAAAAUAUAAACGGUUAUUUUAUUUUUAGAUGAAAAUUUGACAAUUAAUUAAAAUAAUGUAACAAAAGCAUUUCAUCUAAAAAAAGUUAGUGUAGGUUUUUAUAAGUUUUACUAAAUUGAAAAAGAUAAUUAUACAAAACUUAAAAAAAAAUUCACAAAUAUUUUGAUAAGAAGUUUUGUAGCAAACGAUUUAAUCGCUAAAUGAACACUAAAAUAUAAUCUCAUCGUAUAUAUUUGAUAUUAUUAAUUUAUAGUUUUAUGAAUAUAAAAGAUUAUUCACUUUUAUUUCUUGUUGGCCGUUAUAUAAUGAUUGUUUAGAGAAAUUUAUCGAUUUCAAAGAAAAUUUUUGCACUAUUUUGAAAUUAUAUAACUUGAUUGUAAUAUAGUUUAUAAAAUAUGACGUUUAUCAAGUUCUGUUUUUCUUAGAGAAGACAUUCCACAAUAUUAUCAGUUUUGAAAUAUUGAAAGGAUAAAAAAGACAAUUUAUUUUGUAUACUUGUUUCAAGUAUAGGCUUAAAAAGUGACGAUUUGUGAUUAAAGCUGCCUCAGAUGCACUCUCAGUAUCUUUACGAAAGUAAAAUUACCGUACAUGAAAUGCUUUAUAAUUUAAUGGAAAAUACCUUUACUGAUCAUCUAAACAA